AUGUCAGCCCAUCUGCAAUGUAUGGUCAUAUGGAACUGCUCCAGCUUUCUGAUAAAGAGGAAUAAGCAGACCUUCAGCACCAAACCCAAUAAUCUGAAGGUUUGUAAUGCUUUCAGCUACAACGAGCUAAUUCACCGCAAUACAGUGGGUAUGUGUGGUGGCUGUCAUGAAGCAAAGAUCUGCCAGCAAAAGCUGGCCACCUCCUACAUGCAAACCACUAUCAACAAGAACACCCAGGCCACACUGAGCAGCAACUAGCACAUAAUAUAGAAGAACAAGUACUGCCUGGAUCUGCGCAUGGCCACCAUCUGCAAGGCCAGCACCACCCUGCACAGCCAGAAGCCCAUGAUGGUGCAGAGGAAGCAGAUCUGCCUCAUCAAGAGCUCCUGA
Messenger RNA from Molossus molossus (Pallas's mastiff bat), 390 nucleotides. RefSeq names its product 60S ribosomal protein L28-like. Gene Ontology annotation, cellular component: cytosolic large ribosomal subunit; ribosome. The transcript has a single exon. Gene Ontology annotation, molecular function: structural constituent of ribosome. Gene Ontology annotation, biological process: translation. NCBI's taxonomy places the organism in Eukaryota, Metazoa, Chordata, Mammalia, Chiroptera, Molossidae. The record is from RefSeq and is a predicted model, not a curated record.